AUCCCGAAAACGAAACAUGAGCAAGGUUCAAGCGAGUGCCGUCCGUGAGGCUGUCAAGGAACUCCUCCGCUACUCCAAGGAGGAGAAGCCCAGAAAGUUCACCGAGACCAUCGAGCUCCAGAUCGGUCUCAAGAACUACGAUCCCCAGCGUGACAAGCGUUUCUCUGGAACCGUCCGCCUGCCCAACAUCCCCAAGCCCAAGAUGAAGAUUUGCAUUCUCGCCGAUCAGGCCCACAUUGAUCAGGCCAAGCAGAUCGACCUCGAGUACCAGUCUGUUGAGGACCUCAAGAAGCUCAACAAGAACAAGAAGCUGAUCAAGAAGCUUGCCAAGAAGUACGAUGCCUUCCUGGCCUCUGAGGCUCUCAUCAAGCAGAUCCCCCGUCUGCUCGGUCCCGGUCUGGCCAAGGCCGGCAAGUUCCCCACCCCCCUCACCCACUCCGAGAACCUGGGUGACAAGGUCACUGAGAUGAAGGCCACCAUCAAGUUCCAGCUCAAGAAGGUUCUCUGCCUCGGUGUUGCCAUUGGCCACGUCGAUAUGACCGAGGACGAGAUCAUCCAGAACACCAUGAUGUCCAUCAACUUCCUGGUCUCCCUUCUCAAGAAGAACUGGCAGAACGUCAAGUCCCUCUUCAUCAAGUCGUCCAUGGGCAAGCCUGUCCGCCUCUACUAAAUGGAGAUUUGUCCGCAGCCCCACUGGUGUACCAAUGCAGCCCUGCUUCUGUGGGGCUGUUAUUGGGAGCUAAGUCCCUUGCGUUUAUGUUUCAAGAAUAAAAGGCCAUAGUUUUCGAUGAA
Polychytrium aggregatum is the source of this 792-nucleotide messenger RNA. RefSeq names its product 60S ribosomal protein I1-a. The transcript is spliced from 2 exons. The record is from RefSeq and is a predicted model, not a curated record. Gene Ontology annotation, biological process: translation. Lineage: Eukaryota; Fungi; Chytridiomycota; Chytridiomycetes; Polychytriales. The coding region runs from base 17 to 670 and encodes 217 amino acids. Gene Ontology annotation, molecular function: RNA binding; structural constituent of ribosome. Gene Ontology annotation, cellular component: large ribosomal subunit.